This is a messenger RNA of Morone saxatilis (striped sea-bass), 4701 nucleotides long. It is a transcript of the gene prox3, whose product is annotated as prospero homeobox 3. Gene Ontology annotation, cellular component: nucleus. Gene Ontology annotation, biological process: regulation of transcription by RNA polymerase II. The record is from RefSeq and is a predicted model, not a curated record. Lineage: Eukaryota; Metazoa; Chordata; Actinopteri; Moronidae. Gene Ontology annotation, molecular function: RNA polymerase II cis-regulatory region sequence-specific DNA binding; DNA-binding transcription factor activity, RNA polymerase II-specific.
GCCCGCCCACCGCGCGCCACUCCACACCGGGAGCAGCGCGUGAGGAUGAUGCCAGCCAGAGAUAGAUGGAUUGGCGAGGGAGGAAAAAAACCUGCACAGUGACACAACUAGAGUAAAGAGGAGGCGGUUGUUGAGUGAGAGUAAAACUGAGAGAGUUACGGAACAAAGGACAAAUAAAGAGGAACAGGAAAUAGCCGGAGACCCGCUGCUGGCUGGUUCCCAUCUGCCCGCACCGAUGUCCGAGGCCCGCCCGGUGCCAGCUGAACACAGUCGACCGAGGCAGAGCACACAGGAACGGCCACUGGAGUGGAAAGCUUCGGGGAGCGGACACCGCUGGAGCUCUUCUCUGUGACUGAGACUCUAUGCAAGGACAUUGCAGCUCGUUGUUAUUACUAUUCAAGUGGAAGUGGCUGUGUCCUGUGAUAGGUCGGUGACCUGUUUUGCUGUCCAGUGAUGGAUUCCCCCACAGAUCUUUUCGAUGAAUCUGCUCCCCAGAUACACCCUUUUGCUCCCACUCACGGCUCUACAGAUCUCCCUGGAGUUCAUCCUCAGCCCAGUGCAGGUCGCCCUCCUCCUGCCUUUAGACCCCCUGGCUUCCCCCUCAUUCACCACCUCCUCCAGCCGGGUGGAGCUCCCAGGAGGAUUGGUGGCCAACUCAACUCAAACCUGAGCUCACACAGACAUGGACUGGAAGACAGAAAUUUGGAGGAGGACAGAGCAGAGAGGGAUAGGCAGGUGGAGCAAGGGAUGGAAGGGGAGGAAGGAGCGACGGAGGGGGAGGACAGCUUGUUGGGGGUUAAGAAGAGACACAGUGACGCCACUCUUGCGGCCGAGUGGAGUCAAGACGUCCUGAAGGUGAAGAGGAUGAAGCUGGAGAGCCGACCAAGAGAUGGAGAGGCAGAGGAGGGAGGCAGGAGGCGCGAAGGAGGGAGGGAGGGUAAGAGAAGAGAGAGGGAGGAGCUUAAAGAACAGCUGGAGGAGGCAAGAGAGAGACUGCAGGCCCUGCAGGAGAAAGUAUGGAGGGCCUUUGGGGAAAAGCACAUGGCAGAGGAGGAGAAGAAAAGGAGGCACAGCAGUAGAGGAGGAGGAGAUGGAGGAGAAAAAGAUAUGGGGAUGAUGGAGGAGGUGGACAUUACAGAAGGGAUGUACGAUGAAGAGGACAUUGAGGGUGGAGAGAUGGAAAAGGAGACUUUCUCCCUUCUUUCUGUUUCCCCUUUUGACAACUUCCACAAACGGAGAGAAGAGAGGCAAAAAGACAGAGAAGGGAGGAUGGAGAGAGGAAGAGAAGGAGGCUUGCACCUGGAGGGCGUGAUGGAGGGAGCGGGGUUGUGGUUGGAUUGUGGGGGACUAGUAAGGGGAGAUUGGCACGGAGGAAUAGAAGACGAGGGCGAGGAAGGAGGGCAGAAGUUUGCCCAGGCGCUGAAGCUGGAGUUGGGCAGCGCCGUGGCACGAGUCAUUGAUCGAGUUCUCCGCCUCUACACCGAGAUGACAGAUUUCGCUCCUUCCUCUCCUCCUGCCGCCAUCUCUUUCCUCCCGUCUGACGCAGGAAACGACGGUGGGAGGGAGAGGGCAGUGUGGAUGGGACUGUUGAGAAGAGGGGAGGAGAAAACGAGAGGUAAGGAGGAAAAGACGGGAGGGCAGGAUGGAGAAAGAGAGAAGCAGCUCCAAAAAAUGAGCAACGGGAGUGCCGUGCCUCCUGGUCAGCCUCACCGCACUGAAGCAUCAGAUCUGGCCAUGCCAUUGGCUGUUCAAAGGUCACCUGACAUACGAAAAGCCCACCCGCUCCUCGGCCCACCUCUCUCUGCUCACCUGAAUCCCUCUCUCUCCCUUCAUCACCCUUCUCUACCUCGCCCUCCUCCUCUUUCUCAUCCUCCCCUCUUGCCUCCAGCCUCCCAACCCAAGGACCCCUCCUCCUCCUUCCACCCGUCCUCAUCCUCCUCCUCUUCUUCCUUCCCCGGCGCCCCCUUCUCCCCUCCUCUCUCUCCGUCCGUCCCACCUUCUCCACUCUCCAUGCAGCAGCUCUUCUUCACCUCCUGGCACCAACCUAAGCUCACGUCCGCACGUCCCGCUAAGGACUAUUUGAGCUGGCGACCCUUUUCUUGGAGUUCUCAGUCUCCACCCCCCGUCUUCACCCUCUUUCCCCAACCGAUCUUGCUCGGCCACCUGGACCCUCGUUGCCGCGCCACCGCGUAACGAGCGCAAGACGAGCAGGGAGAGCGAACGGGAUGGGGGAACCGGAGGGAGUGAACGGAAGGUGGAGGGAUGGACGCGCGGGGCGCGAGACUUCUACUGACAGGAGGAACCCAGGAGGGCUUGUCUCCCUGCCAUCUGAAGAAAGCCAAGCUCAUGUUCUUCUACGCACGCUAUCCCAGCUCCAAUACACUGAAGACUUACUUCCCUGAUGUCAAGUUUAACCGCUGUGUGACCUCCCAGAUGAUUAAAUGGUUCAGUAACUUCAGAGAGUUCUUCUACAUCCAGAUGGAGCGCUUUGCACGACAGGCUGUCCGCGAGGCCCUCACCCGGGAAGGUGCACCACGUCUGGGCAGAGAGAGUCAGCUGCGAGUGGGCCGAGACACAGAGCUUUACCGCAUACUGAACAUGCACUACAAUAAAAGUAACGUCUAUCAGGUCCCAGAGAGGUUUAUCGAGGUGUCCGAGGUGGCUCUGAGGGAGUUUUACUCAGCCAUUUGGACUGGGAGAGACAGCGACCCCUGCUGGAAGAAAGGGAUCUAUAAGAUUAUCUGUAAGCUUGACAGUCCUGUACCAGAUGCUUUCAGACUGCCUGGCUGUCCUGUCGGCUGAUGAUCAAAACACCUUCAUCUGGUACAUGUAUACUGCAUGCAUAAAUCACAAACUUACAGGAAGUAGGGAAUUUUUUAAAAGUGUAAAACUGUUCCACAUAACAAUGCCACACUGUGAGGUCUGGUAUGAGGAAAUCCAUUUAAUUCUGCAGUUCGGUUUCAUUCAUUAUUCAUUCAUUUUAGGGAAAAAAAGGAUUUUUCUAGACACGAUGUGCAGGGAAACACACAUACAUGCUUACAUGGACAGAGACACAUAGGGGUCAGUAGUAGACUGACACACUCAGUGCUGCGAUAAGAGUCUUGUGACUGCACUUAUCGAGGAACGUGACCAUAACAUUGAAUUACAAUGGACAGAGCAGGAAUUCCCUUUCCAAACAUUCCUCACCAGUCAGUUGACUUGUGAAAUCACAGUGCUGCUGCACAGCUUUGAUAACACAUGUCAUGAAAAUAAGAGUUGCUGCAGCCAGAAGCUGGAAUUGACUGAAAUAUGCAGAUUUGCUGUGUGUGGUGUGUUACCAUGAGAUGGCUACUGUUUCACAUUGUGUUAUUAAAAUGUGUGAGCAUCGUGCCCUGGCUACACAUUCACAUAAGAAUAUUAUAUGCAUUCCCUGGCAGCCCCUUGUAAAUUAUUGCAGUGCACAAAAAGAUAGCAUUCUUUGCAUGCCCUCAGUAAUCAAAUGUACUGCUGGCAGCUGUUUACCAAGCAUGGACACUGCACAAAUAUUCCACAAUUUUUUCCACAACCUGAGUACAUACCAAAUUUCUUCAGAUUAGGUGCCCUCAUUGUCUCUUUCACUGUGAGCAGAGAGCAGCGCUCCCACUCUGAGAAUUCCAGCUUCCUGAUAAACAAAAAGCAGUCAUUUUGCUGUGUAAUCAUUAGCAGUCUUGCACAAACAGCACCCUGCUAUCACACCCAAACAUUUCACUGCUGCUCUCCCUCAGGGGUGUUCCCAGUUUUACAUUAGGGACUUGUCACAACAUCAAAUAUGAUUGUUGUUUGCUAGAAAUGACCUGUUACUGUUGCCUUGUGCGUGGGCUUCUCUGAAGUACCUUUUUUGUUCAGCGCGCCCCACAGCUUUUUACAUUUUAGAUACUGAUUUUUUUUGUCCCUCCAUGGCUGUGAGGAUGCUUUCCUCGAUACAACGUUGUCAUUUUCCUAUCCACUGGAGAAAUCAGGCUUGAAAUUCCUCUUGAAUUCUUGAAAUAAAACACAAGGACCAAACAUAAUUCAUGUUACAUAAUAUAUUACAACCGUUUGGUCAACUGUGAGAUUUAAAAAAAUUAAGUUUCCCUUGUUUUAGAGAACUCGGUUUCAGUCAGUGGAUUUAUUUUCUUUUUAUAGCCAUCUUUUUGCUUAUGUAUAUGAUGGCACAAUGUAAUCAAACUGUAAUUAAAAUUCUGCCAAGAGGGACAAUAUAUAGAAUUUAAAAUAGUAAAAAAUUAAUGUUUUGUUGUUUUCUUGAUGUACUCCUAUUGUUGAAAUAUUCACUUCUGUUUUUGUAUUCCUUUAAUGUGAUGCUAAACUAAAUAGGCCGGUUGCACAAUUAGUAUAUCUUGACAUUUGUUCCUCAAAGUUAUAGCGGAAACUUUGACUCUAUCUACUGUAUAUCAUGACUCUUUUAUUUAGAAGGAGCUUGGGUUUCUGUUUAUAAAAUGUUGGUUGGCUGCUUCAGAUAAAGCCCUCCUGUGGCUCUGCGAGACCGAGCCCAUAUGUAAACUUUUUGUGACGUGUUUUCAAGUGCAUGUUUCCUAUCUUUGCAUUACAUUUUGUAUUGUAAUCUCUUAUGUUUCUCUCAUUGCUUUUAUUGCUCUCUCUUUUAUAUUGUAAAUAAUGUGCCUCAUUCGAACUUUGGUGAAUUUUGAUGUUUAAACUUAUCAGUGAAUUAAAGUAAUACCAGGC